Messenger RNA from Halteromyces radiatus, 1282 nucleotides. RefSeq names its product Bin/amphiphysin/Rvs domain for vesicular trafficking-domain-containing protein. The coding region runs from base 68 to 1078 and encodes 336 amino acids. Gene Ontology annotation, cellular component: cytoplasm. The transcript is spliced from 4 exons. Gene Ontology annotation, molecular function: protein binding. The record is from RefSeq and is a predicted model, not a curated record. Lineage: Eukaryota; Fungi; Mucoromycota; Mucoromycetes; Mucorales; Cunninghamellaceae.
AUUUUUUUUCCCUCUCUUUUUCUUUUUUUUAUAUUCUUUUUUACUUCAUUAUUACAAUAGUUAAACCAUGGCUCAACCAGGAUCUGAAGGCAUUAAAGUAGUAGAUGCUGAAAACAAUACUGCUGCUCCUACUUCUCCUUCAUCUUCUGCUAUCAAUCCGAACUUGGUACUCAACAAUGCUUUAGAUGGAUUCGCGAACCUUAGUUCCAAAUUCAAUCCUUUUGCUCAAAAACUAGGCAAAGGUUUUGGUCAAGUAAGACAAUAUGCUCAAGAACGACUUGGCACUGCUGAAGACAUCACCGAACUUCCUCAAGAGUAUAAGGAUCUAGAAAAGCGCGUUGAUGCUCUCCGUUCGGUCCAUGUGAAUCUUCUCAAAGUUGCUCGCACUUAUAAUCAACCUGCAUAUGAUUAUCCUGUACAAAUUCAAGAAACUCUUGUAGGUUUAACUGGUACUAUGGCAAGUCAAUUCCAAAAUUUGGCGUUAUCUCCUGCUGAACGUGCUCAAACAGAACAACAAGUACAACAAGACGAAGCCAAACAACAUCCCAAAACACUAUCUCAUGCGAUUUCUCGUGUUGCUGGUCAAGGUGCCGAAGCUAUUGGAGUAGAAGAACCUCUUGGAACAGCUCUGUUUAAGUUGGCCACAAUCAAUGAAAAGGUGGGUAAUGCUCGUGUCAAAAUGGAUCAAGAUAUUAUCGCCAAGUUCAAUCAACCUAUGCAAACAACCCUUGCAACAGCUAUUGAACAAGCCAACAAAGCCAGACGUAAUGUUCAAUCUGUACGAUUAUCUCUUGAUGCUUGUAAAGCUCGUUACAGAUCUGCCCGUCCUGAAAGAUCUGAUGCUGCACGAUUGGAAGUAGAACAAGCUGAAGAUCAAUUUGUCGCUGCCGUGGAAGAAGCUACUAGUUUGAUGAAGAUCGCUUUGGAAAAUCCUGAACCUCUUCGUAAUCUGGCCGAUUUUGUCCAUGCUCAAGUUAAUUAUUACAAGGAAGCACAAGAAUUAUUAUCAGAGUUAGCUCCAGAACUGGAUGAAAUUCAAGUGACUCAAGAAUCUAUUUAUCGUCAAAGUCGUGAAUAAUCUUUUUUUUUCUCUCUUAUUUUUUUUUCAUUUUAUUUUUUUUUAUUCAUACUGUUAUAUUGAACUUUUAUCUGUAUUGAUCAUAUUAUCCCCCCUUAUUUUAUUAUUAUUUUUAGUAUUUUUAUUUUUAUUAUUCUCUUUAUCUAUUCCAAGGAAAACGAAAUAUCAUGUCAAUAAAUACUUGAAAAUCAUGAUUUGAUUAAA